Oppiella nova is the source of this 198-nucleotide messenger RNA. Lineage: Eukaryota; Metazoa; Arthropoda; Arachnida; Sarcoptiformes; Oppiidae. The record is from the annotation of a GenBank genome assembly.
AUGUUUGGAUUAUUUGGAAAAAAUGUUUCCGAGGUGAAUCAUUACAAACGUUUGUACGAAGAGUUGUAUCGAUUAGGUUCGGGAGCUUUUGGGGAAAUGAUGACAAUUUACGGGAAUUGGGAUGAAGACAAUGUAUAUUACAUUCAAAUGGAGUUGUGUUCCAACAGUCUGAAGAAUAUUCUUCAACACAAACCACAA